GUCCACGUGUUAAAUAGGUGGUUAUUUGGAUAGAUGCUGCUGAAAGCUGCUGCUACCUUCCCCAGGUCAGGAAUGAAACACACAGGCCCUGGUGGGGGCUCUGGUUUUUUCUGGAAUUGUUCUGCUGGAAACUGUUCUCCAUGAAUUGACAGCUAAUGAGACAAGCAGUCGGAGCAAAUGAAGGGCAGUGCUCUCCUCCGGUGUCCAACCUGUGGGCUCCUCCUAGGCCGAGGAAGCUCACUGCCCAGGCUGGGACAGACCCCCAAACAAGGGGAGCUGACAGCUCCACAACCCUCAGCCCGUGGGGACCGAAGCAGGUGAGUCUCCACCCAGCCUCUCUCCUUUGGACCAGCAUGAACUCUGGAGGCGUCUGGGUGCAGCUGCCUCAGACCCUACUGUCUUCAGCGGGGACUGAGGUUGCAGUUUAGCUGGCUUUCCUGCUCCUACUUCCCCGGGUCCCCCUCAAAGGAGCCGCCUGCACCCCUGUGCCACCUCACUCUGGCUUGGCCCUGCUCCUCCAAACCACCAGGCCUGCCCUCCCUUGUCCUCACAGAUCUGACAAUCUCCACAGUGCUGUGCAGACUUCAGCUCCAAGAAGCUGCAAAUGAUCGAGAUAAAAUCCUUUCCUGAGAGUGUCAUGAACCGUGGCCUGUUUGAGGGCAAAAGAGGAAAUGAGAACCAAGACAAGCCAAGACUUCCAAGUGAGCCCUGAGACACCUCUUGGCUGGCUGGGUGGCCAGAGAUCCACCCUGCAGGAGCCGCACCGAGGCAGGUGGGCCACAUCUCCCAGCAAGUGGCACACAAGAAGGCUCCUCCCAAGAGGAGGCAUCUGUGGUCUUCCCAAAGCUAAGGCAGCAGGUCCAGGAGCACAGCCAGUCACUGGCCACCUGCAGGCCUCUACACUGCAGACCUGGCCACGCAGGUGGUGCCCAUGGCCCCUUGCAAGUGGGCCCAAUGUGGUGGAACAGGCAGAACCUGGGCAAUUGUCCUGCACUCCUGGCCAGCCAGUGCGUGGAUGCUCCUGCCAGGCAGGACUGAGCCACUCCCAGUCUGGCCAGUGCCAGACUUUUCUCAGAUCCAGCCACGCCCUCUCUGGACACGGUCUGGACACUAGCAGACCCAGCAGGCAGUUGCCUCCCCUGGCUGGCUCUGACCUCCCACAGCACAAGGAGAGGAUGCACUGCACUUCCAGGCAUCCAGGCACUGAAGGUCACUGCUCCGUUUCUUUCUGCUACCACUAAUUCAAAACAGGACAGGGAGCAGUGAGGCAGCAGCCAGGAGAGCUGCAGACCCCUUCACCCGGUUGCUGGUGGGCUCCAUCCAGCCGUACCACCCACACAUGCCCACCUCCAGCUGCCUCGGCCCAGCUGCACGGACGGACUCAACGGCAACCACUGCAGCAGCUCCCAGGUGACUUCUUACAGUCAGCUGAGCUUUGCUUUGAGUCAGCGUGCACGGUUCCCAAACGUCGGUGGUGAUUUUUGUAAGUGAGGUGGGAGGUCACCACAGGAAGUGGGGAGGCAUCCUCCCUUCCCGCUGUUUCCCGCCUUUUCCUCCUGGCCGUUGCCUUUCUAUGUUGUCCUCCCUGCUGCCUGCCCCAGCCCACACUGAGCAGGAAGGCGGGUGUGGGCGGGGAGGGGAGUGGAAUGGACGGAAGCAGAAAGGGUGGUGCCAUCGUCUCUGGCCUAGCUUCUAUUUGAUCAUUAGUUUCAAUUCAAGAAAACAUUCUUUAGAGGGAAUUUUAAAAAUUAAUCACAUGCACCUCUUGAGUUAAGAAAACCAAGUGUCACAAUCGUUGUUACCAUGCAGGUGAGAGGAGAGAGGACGGGAAAGUGAAGGGGCAUGAGAAAGGUGGAUGGCACUGAGCGUCUAUAUAUAGCCGCGCACAUGCUGGCCCUCCCAGCCCACAGCCCCAGCGGCAUCUCCCCCACCCUACAACGUGGAGGUGGACAUUGCCCCAAGGUGAGGAGCACGUCAGGGUGGCUUCCAGGUUCAGCUUCUGGCUCAGGCCUCGGCCUUCAUGUGCGCAUUCUGCUCCAGAACAUUCCUGUUCAUGCGAGGUCGUCAUUCACUGGUGGCCGCUUCCGUGCACUUCUCAAUGGCAGUGCUCGGCACGGCGUGAUGCUUCUGAGUUGUAGUUUCUUCAGUGUGGUUCCCACAGCCCCUCCCGAGGCGGAGGAUGCUGCCAAGGAAACCGACUCAGCACGUUUGCUGGUGAGCUAUGGAGCUAUCAGUGAGGUGUGGAUUUCUGAGGCCUCUGGUGGGAGCCUGAGUGAAGGCCCUGAGUGUCUAGACCAGCCAGAGUGUCUGAGUAUAGGUCAGCAAACGUGGGCAAACGUCUAGGAGGUGGUGUCCUACAGGGAGCCGAAGGCCCGUGGGACAUACCAACUCAGCAUUCCGCUGGAGGCUAUAUAAUCAAAGGGCAAACUUUAUCAUGAAUGCAGGAUGUGCACAAACUCACACCGCCCUGCCACCAAUAGGUUUGCUAACAGACAUCACUCCCUAGCUCCGGGCUCCUUAAAGUUAUCUGCUUAAACAAUCUAGCCCCUAUUGUCCAAAAAAUGCAAGCCUACUGUGAACCAAACGGCAGACUGACAACUACCCAGCAAUCACCCCCCCUUUCUCACUAUCUCUUUUGCCUAAUAAAUAUGGAGGGCUGUGUACAGCUCAGGUCCCUGGUCCACUAAAGGCCAGGUGCCCCCGACCCCUUCUUCCAAAUAUACUCUUUUGUCUCUUGUCUUUUAUUCCUGCUUUCGCCCCCGUUUUUUCAGUCCAAUAGGUCUGCAACAGUGUCCCGAGGGUAUGAAUCCUGAAAGACAACUCUCCACUAAGCAGGUAUUUACCAAGUUAGUGCAUGUUUCCCGGGUAUUAAGGGAAAACAGUAACAUGUUCUGUACGGGGGUCCCUGUGCUGUGUUGCACGAGAAGAGAGUGUGUCUUUUUACUUUUUUAAUGUGGCUCAAUAAAAUUUUAA
Molecule: messenger RNA, 2973 nt
Organism: Piliocolobus tephrosceles (Ugandan red Colobus)
Lineage: Eukaryota; Metazoa; Chordata; Mammalia; Primates; Cercopithecidae
Exons: 1
Coding region: 1843-2343 (166 amino acids)
Source: RefSeq, a predicted model, not a curated record